Drosophila hydei is the source of this 780-nucleotide messenger RNA. RefSeq lists its product as uncharacterized. Gene Ontology annotation, molecular function: protein binding. NCBI's taxonomy places the organism in Eukaryota, Metazoa, Arthropoda, Insecta, Diptera, Drosophilidae. The record is from RefSeq and is a predicted model, not a curated record. Bases 1 to 780 code for a protein of 259 amino acids. The transcript has 2 exons.
AUGGGAAAACUCCUUUUGGUAUUGGCCACAGUGCUGCUGUGUUCCGUGCUUGUCACAGCGCAGGUGAAGCCAAAUACAGAGAUCGGCCGGGUUACUGUCCAGGUGCCGUUGCUGUCAAAUGGAAAGCCCGUCAUGAGCCAAGAUAAGGAAUUGGUGGAGAUAGCGCAUGUGGUGGAGGUGAAGCCGGGCAAGGUCAGACCAGAGGAGGUUGUGGUGCCGCUAGUCAAGGUACGAAACAUGAGGGCUAUUCGGGACGGUGAGAAUCCGGGAAAGCCAAACCAUGGCAAGCCUAAUCCGGGUAUUCCUAUGCCUGGCAUGCCCAAUCCUGGCAUUCCCAAUGCUGGUAUCCCCAAUUCAGGCAUUCCAAACGCCGGUAUCCCUAAUGCAGGCAUACCCAAUCCAGGCAUCCCUGUACAAACUGCCACCUCUGAGGUUCAACCAGUUGUCGUUGCACCACCCAGCACCACAAGUUCACCUGGACCCAUUUUGAUCAAAGGCGCCAAGAGCUGUCAGCAGUUGCUAUUGGCCAGCUCGGCUCCAGUCACACCGCUACCCAUGCCGCCAACGCCCAUCGAGAGCUGCGACAUGCUGUGCACCAAGUUCGAGCUGAUGCCCAUCUGCGCCUACAACGGCGUCUGCAUUCACGAGUUCCCCAAUCAGUGCGUUAUGGACACCUUCAACUGCAAACAUCGUGAUUUGGCAUUCCGCGCCGUGGAUGAGGAUAUUUGCAUGAAGAACAUUUGCUCUCGUCGCUGCAAAGAGGAGGAUCUCAAGAUGUAG